Molecule: messenger RNA, 1555 nt
Organism: Triticum aestivum (bread wheat)
Lineage: Eukaryota; Viridiplantae; Streptophyta; Magnoliopsida; Poales; Poaceae
Product: NAC domain-containing protein 37
Exons: 4
Coding region: 253-1356 (367 amino acids)
Biological process (GO): regulation of DNA-templated transcription
Molecular function (GO): DNA binding
Source: RefSeq, a predicted model, not a curated record
CUCAUCCUGCCUGUAUAUACCUGCGAGAGCCCUCCUCGCCUCUCCCUCACCGCACCUCGAUCUGAUCAACCUGCUCAUUCUUCUUCUUCUUCCCUACAUACACAAGCUAUAGCUAGCCUGCUCUCGCCGAUGAUCAAGAAAAUAUAGUACAUCGACCCAAGCUAGCUAGGAGAAGAGAUCGAGGUCUGAUCGAUCUCUGUGAUCUAGAGCGCGUAGCUGAUCGUCUGAGGUAGUGGUGGUGGUGUUGAUCAUAUGGACUCCAUGGAAUCAUGCGUCCCUCCAGGGUUCAGGUUCCACCCCACCGACGAGGAGCUCGUCGGCUACUACCUCCGCAAGAAGGUGGCCUCCCAGAAGAUCGACCUCGACGUCAUCCGCGACAUCGAUCUCUACCGCAUCGAGCCAUGGGAUCUCACAGAGCACUGUGGCAUCGGGUACGAGGAGCAGAACGAGUGGUACUUCUUCAGCUUCAAGGACCGCAAGUACCCGACGGGGACGAGGACGAACAGGGCGACCAUGGCAGGGUUCUGGAAGGCGACGGGGAGGGACAAGGCGGUGCAUGAGAGGAGCAGGCUCAUCGGCAUGAGGAAGACCCUCGUCUUCUACAAGGGCAGGGCGCCCAACGGACAGAAGACCGACUGGAUCAUGCACGAGUACCGCCUCGAGACUGACGAGAACGCGCCGCCGCAGGAAGAAGGAUGGGUGGUGUGCAGGGCGUUCAAGAAGAGGACGGCGUACCCGAACCGGGGCAUGAUGGAGAGAUGGGGCUCAAACUACUCCUACAACGAGGUCAAUGCCAUGUCUAGCGGGCCGUUCCCGGACCCGAACAUGGCGUCGACGUACGCGGCAGCGGCGCAGAUGGGCAGGGGCGCGAGCUUCAAGGAGGAGGCGGAGCAGCUGGACGGGGCCGCCGCCCUGCAGCGAUACACCUCCAGCCACCUCGUCGAGCUGCCGCAGCUCGAGAGCCCCUCUGCUCCUCUCCCGCGUAAGAAGGCCAGGGCGCCCGAGGAGGAGGAAGAUGCCGCCUCCGGUGGCAGUAGGCGUCGACCUCGCAAGCACGCGCAGGCCGACAAUGCGGCCACCACGGACUGGAGGGCGCUGGACAAAUUCGUAGCGUCGCAGCUCAGCCCCGGUGGCGAGUGCGCCGCUCUGGAAGCAACGACGGCGACCACGGCGGCUGCGGCAGCCGGCGCGAGCUCGCAGGCGCAGGCGCAGCUGGACCGUGACGAGGACGAUAUGGCCGCAUUGCUGUUCCUCAACAGCGACGGGAGGGAUGAGAUGGAAAGGUGGACGGGGUUGCUUGGCUCGGCCGGCGCCAGCGUCGACGGCGAACUUGGGAUCUGCGUCUUUGAUAAAUGAUGGAGAAAGGGCCGUGUCGCUCGUGCGGCAUGCGUGGAUUAUCCAUGAUAUAUGGUUAUAGCUGAAAGUUCAUAAUUUGUUGUCCCUUUUCUUCUCUGCUUCUUCUUUUAUAUAUGUCCCCAAAUGUGAUGUUGUAACUUUAUAUAUCUGUCCCUGUGCAGAGUCAUAAGAUGCAUGGCAUCGCUAUGUGCUUGAUAUC